Molecule: messenger RNA, 1742 nt
Organism: Dendrobium catenatum
Lineage: Eukaryota; Viridiplantae; Streptophyta; Magnoliopsida; Asparagales; Orchidaceae
Product: DELLA protein GAI1
Exons: 1
Coding region: 106-1602 (498 amino acids)
Biological process (GO): regulation of DNA-templated transcription
Cellular component (GO): nucleus
Molecular function (GO): sequence-specific DNA binding; DNA-binding transcription factor activity
Source: RefSeq, a predicted model, not a curated record
UCUCCCAUCAUCGUUGGCAUUAGCCAGGUGUCCGACCUCUCCUCUAUAAGCAGGCCGAGGAGGAAAGAGAAACAACCCCUCUUCUUUCUAUCUGCACGAUUCAAUAUGGACGAGAGUUCGUACGGUCAGGAAUCAAGCGCCAACAAAUCGAUCUCGACAUCGCCGGAGAUCGAUGGCCUCCUAGCCGGCGUCGGAUAUGCUAUUCGCCCCUCCGAUCUCCCUCACGUUGCCGAGCGCCUCGAGAAGCUCGAUUCUGCCAUAAUAGCAGCCGCCGCAGCCGGCCUCCCGCCGGAAUUUCUCUGCUCUGACGCCGUCCAUUACAAUCCCUCCGAUCUCGCUGCCUGGGUGGACUCCAUGUCCAUGCUUACCUCCUUAUCUUCCCCCCCAACCCACCCCGCUACCGCACCUUGGCCGGUCCAGAUCUACGCUCCUGCCCCUCUUUCUACACCCACCGUUGAUCUCCUCGCUCCAGAGGACGCUGGUAUCAACCUUGUUCACCUCCUCAUGUCCUGCGCGGACUCAAUCCAUCGCGAUGACCAUCCAUCCGCUUCAAACCUAAUCCACGAGAUGCAGAUCCUGCUUCCACGGGUCGGCACAGCAUUUGGCAUCGGGAAGGUCGCUGCCUACUUCAUCGACGCCCUCGACCGCCGCCUCCGAUCUCGACCUUCGCCGCCGGCCGAGGACGAGAUACUUUACCACUAUUUCUACGAAUCCAGUCCCUAUCUCAGGUUCGCUCACUUAACCGCGAACCAGGCGAUUCUCGAAUCAUUCAACGGCUUUGAUCGUGUCCACGUCAUCGAUCUAAACCUGAAGCACGGCCUCCAGUGGCCCGCGCUGAUCCAAGCCCUUGCCCUUAGGCCAGGCGGUCCGCCGUUUAUCCGGCUCACCGGUUUCGGGCCGCCAGCGAUCUGCGAGGUCGGCCGGCGGCUCGCGGACUUUGCCCGGUCCGUUAACGUGCCGUUCUCCUUCACCCUACUAGAUGAAAUCCAGCCGAACUUGCUCCGAGUUGAACCAGGUGAAACGGUGGCGGUCAACUCCGUUUUACAGCUCCACCAGUUUCUCUCUGACCCGGGUUCUCCCGGCCCGAUCGAUUCGGUGCUAAGCUGGGUCAAGGCACUCCGGCCCAGGAUCGUGACUGUGGUCGAACAGGAAGCGGACCACAACCGUCCCGGCUUUCUCGACCGGUUCACUGAAGCGUUGUUCUACUACUCAACUGUGUUCGACUCGUUAGAAUCCGCUGCAGCCGGUGCCGGACCGGAGGUUUACUUGCAGAAGGAGAUCUGCAACAUAGUUUGCUGUGAUGGGGAGGAAAGGGUCGAGCGGCACGAGCCGCUGGCGAGUUGGAGAGCUCGCUUCGGCCGGGCAGGGCUUUGGCCCGUUCCUCAUGGUUCGAGCGCAUUCCGGCAGGCGAGCAUGCUACUGACGCUCUUUCCCGGUGAAGGAUACAGCAUCGAGGAGGUGGAAGGAUGCCUGACGUUGAGCUGGCACGGGCGGGCCGUCAUCUCGGCGUCGGCAUGGCACUGCGGCGAUGGCGUAGAUGCGCCGCCGCUGGCCGGCAAUAUUUUUUUUAAUGGGUAUAGCGGUUCUGACCGGCGAGAGUAGUGUAAGUAAUCGUUGUCUUGGUGGAAUUGGUUCCAAAGAGAGAACCUAGUUUGUAAUGUGAAGUUGUGAAAUGUUAAUAGAAAUUGUAAUUAUCCUCUUUUUUUUUGUACUAAACAUGCCAAAUAUUUUUUAGGGUAUUC